Molecule: messenger RNA, 1822 nt
Organism: Trematomus bernacchii (emerald rockcod)
Lineage: Eukaryota; Metazoa; Chordata; Actinopteri; Perciformes; Nototheniidae
Product: WD repeat-containing protein 5-like
Exons: 14
Coding region: 345-1328 (327 amino acids)
Cellular component (GO): Set1C/COMPASS complex
Molecular function (GO): histone binding
Source: RefSeq, a predicted model, not a curated record
GUUUCGGGGGACAAACGUUUUUAAAAUGAACUAAUUGAAUACAUUCCCGAAGAGGAUCAGCAAAACAAUUAUUCUUCCUUUUAUAAAUAAUAAAAACAGAAUGGACCCUCAGUCUACAGUUUCCUUUAUUUUUAUUUUGACCCUCUUCACUCGCCGUAUGACAGCACUCUUGUGUAGUUAGCAGUCAGCUUCUGGCUAACUGUCAGAACCCGGUCCGAACCCGUCAGAACCCGGUCAGAACCCGGUCAGAACCCGGUCCCUGUGUACCGAGAGCGGGAAAGCUGCAGGAGGAAGGAGCUGCAGGGAGAAGGAGCUGCAGGGAGAAGGAGCUGCUGGACUCAGACAUGGCGACAGAGGAGAAGAAACCAGAGACAGACACCUUAAAGCAGUCCUCCAGCAGCAAGUCUAACGCGGCCAAACCGAACUACACCGUGAAGUUUACUCUGGCCGGACACACCAAGGCCGUCUCCUCCGUCAAAUUCAGCCCCAACGGAGAGUGGCUGGCCAGCUCCUCGGCCGAUAAACUGAUAAAGAUUUGGGGAGCGUUCGACGGAAAGUUUGAGAAAUCCAUCGUCGGACACAAACUGGGGAUCUCCGAUGUCUCCUGGUCUUCAGACUCCACCCUGCUGGUUUCUGCGUCCGACGACAAAACACUCAAGAUCUGGGACCACAGCUCUGGGAAGUGUCUGAAGACCCUGAAGGGCCACAGUAACUACGUCUUCUGCUGCAACUUCAACCCUCAGUCCAACCUGGUGGUGUCUGGAUCGUUUGAUGAGAGCGUUCGCAUCUGGGACGUGAAGACGGGGAAAUGUCUGAAGACUCUGCCGGCUCACUCCGACCCCGUCUCUGCUGUUCACUUCAACAGAGACGGCUCGCUCAUCGUCUCCAGCAGCUACGACGGCCUCUGUCGCAUCUGGGACACGGCGUCCGGACAGUGUCUGAAGACCCUGAUCGAUGACGACAAUCCCCCGGUGUCUUUUGUUAAGUUUUCUCCAAAUGGAAAAUACAUCCUGGCUGCGACUCUGGACAACACAUUAAAGCUCUGGGACUACAGCAAAGGAAAGUGUCUGAAGACAUAUAACGGACACAAGAACGAGAAAUACUGCAUCUUCGCCAACUUCUCCGUCACAGGAGGGAAGUGGAUCGUUGCGGGAUCAGAGGACAGCUCGGUUUACAUCUGGAACCUGCAGACCAAAGAGGUCGUUCAGAAGCUGCAAGGACACACAGACGUGGUGAUCUCCACCGCCUGCCACCCGACAGAAAACAUCAUUGCUUCAGCCGCGCUGGAAAACGACAAAACCAUCAAACUGUGGAGGAGUGACUGUUAGACGAAUCCAGAUCCAGACCCUGACCCUGAACCAGAACCAGAACCUGAUCCAGAAGCUGACCCUGAACCAGAACCAGAACCUGAUCCAGAAGCUGAUCCAGACCCUGAACCAGAACCAGACCCUGAUCCAGACCCUGACCCUGAUCCAGAAGCUGAUCCAGAUCCAGACCCUGAACCAGAACCCAUUGUCACUGAGAUCCACCGUCCCGUCUUCUCUCCACAAAGCAAAGGGAGGUUUGUUGGAACAAAGCUCCAGCUGAAACUAGUUUGUUUUAGUUUGAAGAGACUUCCUCUGAAAGACUUUGAAACUAAAGCCACAUCGUUCUUGAUGUUGCUGUUGGUGAAUUAAUUUAUAUUUGAUGACAGUUGUGAGAUAUUGGUCUUUGUGUGCUUGUUUAUUGAAGACUGUAAUUUAUGAAGAGACCUUAUUUGAUUUCUCGAACAGAAUCUUUUGUUUGUUCCUAAAAUAUAAAUAAAUAUUAUGUUUGAAUUAUU